Gambusia affinis (western mosquitofish) is the source of this 4012-nucleotide messenger RNA. RefSeq names its product protein tyrosine phosphatase receptor type Na (gene ptprna). The transcript has 24 exons. The record is from RefSeq and is a predicted model, not a curated record. Gene Ontology annotation, molecular function: protein tyrosine phosphatase activity. Gene Ontology annotation, biological process: protein dephosphorylation. The coding region runs from base 258 to 3077 and encodes 939 amino acids. Gene Ontology annotation, cellular component: secretory granule. NCBI's taxonomy places the organism in Eukaryota, Metazoa, Chordata, Actinopteri, Cyprinodontiformes, Poeciliidae.
UGUCGUGAGUCGGUAUUACGCUGCGUGUCCACGGUCUGUGCCCUCCUCCUCUAUCCCCUCGCCCCGCCUUUUUAUCGGGAGGGUUUCUUCUUCCCUAUCCAUCCAUCAUUUUUAUUCCCUUCUCAAUUUUUUUUUUUGUUCGUCCCUGUACACGAUCUUGACGGCUCAGUUAAACAUAAUGGGGAUUUAAAACAAUUGGGAAACUCUCAGAGUCUUUCUCUCUCCAUCCAUCCGUCGCACUAAAGCUUCAGGGGAUCAUGCAACAUCUGAAACCAUGGCGAGCUCUGCUCCUUCUGGCGGUGCUCUACCAACCAGCUGUCUCUGAGAAAUACGGUUGCCUGUUUGAGAGAAAACUGUGCACAAGGGAUCAAUUCUGCUCUGAUGAUGGGUUGUUUGGUCAGUGUCGGAGCUCCAAUCAGGACCAGAUCCAGUACCAGGUGACAGUUCCUGUUCUGAAGAGGAUGCAGGAAGUCCUUAAACAGCUCAUGCUGCAAGGUCUGUCAUGGCAAGAUGACAUCACCCAGUACAUUUUAUCAAAAGAACUGAAGAGAGUUCCCCAUACCACUGCUCUCUCAAAGCCAAUCUCCUCAUCACCCUCUUCUCAUUCAUCUCACUCCAAACAGCACGUCUCCCAGCACCCCAACUCUAAAUCAGGGUCCACAUCUUCUGGUGGUAAAUAUGUGGACUACAUGUAUGUUGAGCCUCCUCAGUCCCCACUGCGUAUGCAAACAGCACCCUUGGACCCAUACGCGUAUCACCAGCAUAGAUACCAAGACGAAGUGGAGAGAUCUCUUCUGAAUGCAAGAGGCGGAUAUGUUCGCCCCUCUUCAAGGUCACAGGGUAGCCAGAGGGAACAAGAGUGGGACCGGCAGCUACUGCAGGAAGUUCUGUCUUUAUAUCUGGCAUCUGCGCAGCCGUCUUAUCGGCAUAGAGGGUCUGUUCCCAUAGCUCCUGCAGGUUUGCCUUAUUAUGAAGAUUUAGAGAUACCAGUGGACUAUGUGGAAGACUACACUCUAGAGGAGAGGCUUGGUACUGCAGGAAGACAACCAAACAUUCAGAAUAAGAAAGCUCCACAGGAGUCUGCUCCCCUGGUUGCAAAUAAUGAUGGCUUGCUCCAGAGGAUGUCAGGUGUCUUGCAGAAGUACAACAUUGAUCCCAGGGAACUCAGUCAGGAGCAACUCUACAAGCUGGCUCUUAUACUGCAGCUGCUGCAAGGGCAGGACAAGACAGACCCAAAUGAGAAAGAUCUCAUCGCUCUUAAAGAGAUGCAGUUGUUACAAAAAGAAAGUAUGUCCAAACCAGAUAAGGCUGCUCCUGUUCCUGGUCCACUUGAUGCUCCUGCUGCUCCCUCUGCUACAGUCCGUGAUAAAGCUCUACCUAAGAGUGCCAGCACCCCUACAUCUGCCUCCAAGCCUCCACAGGCUGCUCCCAUUGAAGUUGAGAAAAGCUUUAAAGAGCCUUUAGUUGAGGGUAUGGAAGGUAAAGAGGAGUAUGGGUACAUCGUCACCAGCCAAAGUCCCCUGAGUCUGUAUGAUGGAGUGAAGCUUUUGCAACUUCUGGCUGAAAAAAUACACCUGACAACCAGCAGCUUCAUCAACAUUAGUGUGGUGGGUCAGGCGUUGACUUUCCGCAUCCGCCAGAAUGAACACAACAUGACGGCUGCAGAGGUGGCUGCGAAAGCCGAAUCUGAGAAGAACUUUCUGGAGUCUGAGACUGGCCUGAAAAUCAUUCAGACUGGUGUAGGAGAGAGGACAAAUGCACGAGUUCUCCCUGAGGUAAUUAGGAUCCCUCCAGGAUCCAGUGGUACAGUCAUCACCCUCGUUUCCAUGGCAGUGGUCGGAGGUGUGCUCGUACUGGCAAUGGGCAUAGCUUGUUUCAGGCACUAUGGUCAUCAUGUAGCCAAUGGUAAACUUGGCUUGGGUCCAGAAGGAGGAGCAGAAACACACUUUGACUACCAGGAGCUCUGUCGACAGCACAUGGCCUCCAAAUCUUCCCUCUGCCGUCAAGAUUGUGUUGGAGGGGGGACCAGUGGCAUGGCAGGGCCUGCAUCAGGAUCCGGGGCUGGCGGACGGAGGGGCACAGACACGUCCCGUGUGAGCAGCGUGUCGUCCCAGUUCAGCGAUGGGCCGCAGCACAGCCCGUCCUCCACUCACAGCUCUACCCCGUCCUGGAGCGAAGAGCCAGCUCAGUCUAAUAUGGACAUCUCCACGGGUCACAUGAUACUGGCAUACAUGGAGGAUCACCUGCGUAACAAGGACAGGCUGCAGAAGGAGUGGGAGGCUCUGUGCUCCUAUCAGGCUGAGCCCUCCUCUGUGUCUGUGGCCCAGGAGACUUCCAACAUGGACCGAAAUCGUCAUGCUGAAGCCCUCCCCUAUGAUCACUCUCGUGUGAAGUUGAAGCAAGAAGUUAACACCAAUAAACAGGAUUAUAUCAACGCCAGUUUUAUUUUUGAUCAUGACCCUCGCCAACCAGCCUAUAUUGCCACACAGGGACCUUUGCCCCACACUGUUGCUGAUUUCUGGCAGAUGGUUUGGGAGAACGGCUGCACAGUGAUUGUGAUGAUGACUGCUCUGGUGGAAGAUGGGGAGAAGCAGUGCGAACGAUAUUGGCCUGAUGAAGGUUCUUCUCUCUACCACAUCUAUGAGGUGAAUUUGGUUUCAGAGCAUAUCUGGUGUAAGGACUUCCUGGUGCGUAGCUUCUACUUGAAGAAUGUUCAGACGCAGGAGACAAGGACAUUGACCCAGUUUCACUUGCUGAGCUGGCCAGGUGACGGCAUUCCCACCUCUACAAGACCGCUGCUCGACUUUCGCAGAAAGGUGAAUAAAUGCUACCGAGGUCGAUCCUGCCCCAUAAUUGUUCACUGCAGCGAUGGGACUAGCAGGGCUGGCACAUACAUCCUCAUCGACAUGGUACUGAAUCGCAUGGCUAAGGGAGUGAAAGAGAUUGACAUCGCAGCCACACUGGAGCACAUCAGAGACCAGAGGCCUGGACUGGUUCGCACCAAGGACCAGUUUGAGUUUGCAUUGACAGCAGUUGCUGAGGAGGUGAACGCCAUUUUGAAAGCCCUGCCGCAGUGAUAUGCAGCAGCUGAGGAAUAUGACCGCAACACAUGCAGGCACACCAAAAUACAUGCUCCAAAGGAGAUAUUCACCAUUCAUCUAGGUUCAUUAUGCUGAGAAGUGUCUGCUAAGUCUUACUUAAAUAUUGUCAUUACAGCCUUGUUUCCCUGUUUUCUAUGUUGUUUUUUUAAGCUUUUUGGAGCUUACUGACAUGAAAAAUUGUGGUAACUGGUUUCUGGCAGGAUACAAAUAGGACCAUAUUUAUUCACAAUUACAAUACAAAUGUAAUAUUUAUCAUUGGUCUCUGAUAAGUCCACCUUACUACGAAAGGAUUCAGCCAUCUGGCGUAAAGUAAACACAACUGUGUCUGUUUGAAUACAGAUCUAAGUUUUACACAACUUCUCCCAUGAGUGAAGAAAGUAUAUGUGACCAAACAGUUGACUAUGAUGUCAAAAAAUUUAUCUCACUACCCGCUGACAAACGGACUUUUUUGCUGCAUUGAUAAGUAGACCAAAAUUAAAACAACAUCUAUUCCAUCAAUCUUACUAAGGAAAAGCAAGGUUAGCUUACUGUUGAGUUUAAAUCUUUGGAUGUGGUGUUUUGUGUCUCAAGAAGUGUCAGUGGUGUCAAUUUCUGGACAUAAUUUUUUUUUUUUCCUUUUCUUUCGAGGCUUUGUCUUUGCCUUGCUGAUGUAAAUGUUCUCUUCCGGCUGUGCUUCUUUAAGCAUUGUAUGCUGUCCAUUGCUAUCACCAAAUCUUUCUAUUUCUACACACGACGAUGCUUUGUACGUACUCUUUUACCAUCUUAGUCAAUGUGUGCCCUUGUGAUUAAUGUAAAUAAUUCAUACUGAUGAUUGUGUUUAUUUCAUGUAGCAGACAAACGGAAAAUAUCUAUAAAAAUGUAUUUUUGACUUGACCUAAAUAAAUUUGUGAUGUGAUGCAGCAGAAAAAAAA